Molecule: messenger RNA, 1570 nt
Organism: Aspergillus wentii DTO 134E9
Lineage: Eukaryota; Fungi; Ascomycota; Eurotiomycetes; Eurotiales; Aspergillaceae
Exons: 5
Coding region: 78-1322 (414 amino acids)
Biological process (GO): protein dephosphorylation
Cellular component (GO): cytoplasm; nucleus; protein phosphatase 4 complex
Molecular function (GO): protein phosphatase regulator activity
Source: RefSeq, a predicted model, not a curated record
CGAUUCUACCGCAAGUCAACGGAGCACUGAUUGCUGUUAUCACCGACCAGGUUUCCGGGGUGCAGUGUGUCGUCAGAAUGUCUCUUGAUGAAGAAAGCUUGGAGACGGCCGCCAAUGGCGGCUUAAUGGAUUUCGAGAAAUGGGCUGGCAUGGUUGAACCUCUGCUUGAGCGGUUGGAAUAUAUCGUUUACAAUGCUUUUCCUAUGCCCAAGGCGACCCCCGAGGAAACCUCGUCCUUUGUUCCUACUCAGCCGUCUUCCUUCCCCUCGUCCUCGCAACCGCAAGACUCCCACACCGUGCCCUCGAGUAGCAAUAAAGAAAACGCUUCCCCGGCGGAUUUGCAGACACCUCCACGUCCUACAGCAUCCUCUGCAACAGCUCCCUCGUCUUCGAGUGAACGUGUACCGGACUCCCAACCUCAGUCGUUUGCAGGCCCUACGAAUGAGAUACUCCCCGCUCCGCUUCAGUUGCUGCUAGACUCGAUUAGAUCGACCCUGAAGACAUUUUUUACUUCCAAACCACCACAUACAAUCCAGAGAUUUGCAGAGCUUAUCCUUCGACCGAAUGCGCACUACCGAACCUUGCCUGCCUACCUGCGAGCUCUUGACCGGGUCAUUUCCGUCACCAGCAGCGCGGAGGUCUUUCCUCUACAGACGCAAACAAGCAGCAACCAGCCCAACGGUAUCUUGAACGGUGGGUCUAGUAGCUUCAUGCUCCCAGAUCACUCCCUAGGAAGUGAUGAGUCGUUGGGUGGUGCCCUCCUCACUCCAAUCCCCUGGCUGAGUAAUGCCACUAUUGAUGUAGAUGACGGUGUACCCUUGGAUGAAGACAAUGAACCUAUGCCUAUUGUUCCGCAAGAGCAAGAGCAACAGACGCAGGAACCACAAGCACAAGAGGAAGACACCGCCGGCUUUGCUACCCAACAAACACCAGCCAAUACCGAGUCAACAAUAGCUGUUGAGAAUGAAGCGCUAGGAGCCAAUGUCACUUCUCCGCCAGCCGACACUGAAGAAGUACCCCACGCUCGCGGCCCGCCAGUAGUAGGCGUGGAAGACAUGGGCCUUCAGGAUGGUAAGGGUGUCGAAAUGGCACUUUCGAGCGAAGAGGGCGCAGCUUCCAACGAUGCGACCGCUGCUCAGGAAGGUCAACAAACCAAUCAAUCCGCGCAAGGGAACGAUUACUCAAAUCCAAAUGCUGAUGGCGACGGUGAUAUUCUCCUGGGAGAUGUCAAAGGUGGGACAGAAGAUAGCCAUGCUGAGUCCUCCAGUGCAACGGAUAAACCCCAGGGGUCAGAAACAGCAACCGAUAAGCAGGGUGCUUAAACCCAAUCAUUAGUCGUUUUUUUGUUUACAUUGUUUCAUGAUUGAUGAUCAGGGAAUAUAUGAGUAUCAGAAAUAUGUUUGUUUUCUAUUAAUGACCAAUGACAUGACACCUCUCUACAGCUUUUGCAUUUCUUGGAUAGCGUAAGCUAUCUAUAUCAUCGCCUUGAUUAAUUAUGAAUGCAUCGUUGAAUACUAGUACUACGAGUGAAUUCUUGUUUGGCAAAAGAUUUUAUAACAUUUGUUUCAUA